AUCAAUACUCUUCUAUGAUGUGUUGAAUGAUGAUGGUGAUGAGUCUUUUGACCAUGAAAAGAGAAAAUCGGAUAAAGUGAAAAAGAGAGAGAGAGAGAGAGAGCGAGAGGGAGAGAGAGAAAUAAAAGAUGUGGCCUCUGAAAGUUUGUAGAUGUAAUGUGCUUUGUUGAAAGGCUGUGGCUGUGAGCUCGGAGAUUCUGGAGACUCCUUUCUACAAGGAGAUUGUGUCAUUUAGUAAUUGGGCGGUUUCCUUUUUCUUUGCUAGAAUUGGGUUUCAAGAUGCCUAUAUUUCAGCCCUCAAGAAAAGAUGGGAUUGUUGGGUUUGAGGGUGGUGGAGAUGGGCGUAUAUUGGAUCUAGAUACUGCAGUUAAAGAUGGAAUAUUGGGUGGAGUUCCGGUUGGGAGUUACGCCGGUGGGUUUGGGGAAAAGUUGGAUCUGAAGAAGAUGAUUGAAGAGCUAAAUUUGCCUCAAGUUCCAUCCGUGUUUAUAUGCCCCAUUUCACUUGAACCCAUGCAAGACCCUGUUACCCUUUGCACUGGCCAAACCUAUGAGAGGUCCAACAUUCUCAAAUGGUUUAGUCUGGGCCACUACACUUGUCCCACUACUAUGCAAGAGCUUUGGGAUGAUACUGUUACUCCCAACAAUACUCUCUAUCAUUUAACUUACACUUGGUUUUCUCAAAAGUAUGUGCAAAUGAAGAAGAGAUCCGAAGAUGCACAGGGAAGGGCAUCAGAGCUUCUCACCACCCUUAAGAAGGUUAAGGGCCAAUCAAGAAUCCAAACCCUCAAGGAGCUCCGCCAACUCGUGGCGACUCAUUCGACUGCUAGGAAGACAGUUGUUGAUGAAGGUGGCUUAUCUCUUCUUUCAUCAUUACUCGGUCCAUUUACUUCUUAUGCUGUAGGCUCUGAAGUUAUAGCGGUUCUUGUGAAUUUGUCUCUAAGUUCUGAAUCAAAGACAAAUUUGAUGCAACCCGCAAAGGUAUCAUCCAUUGUAGAUGUUUUGAAUGAAGGGUCUGUUGAAACAAAAGUCAAUUGUGUUCGGUUGAUUGAAACAUUGAUGGAGGAAAAGGAUUUCCGAACGGAGAUUGUCUCAAGCCAUUGCUUAUUAGUUGCUUUGAUGAGGCUGGUGAGGGAUAAGAGACACCCCAUUGGACAUUUGCCUGGGCUUGGUCUUCUCAAGUUAAUUUGCUCACAUAAGCAAGUCCGGAGUUUGAUAGUGAGCAUUGGAGCAAUACCACAAUUGUUAGAACUGAUACCUAUUUCGGGUCCAGAUUGUGUGGAGCUAGCCCUGUUCAUAUUAGAUGUCCUAUCCUCUGUGCCAGAAGGGAGACAAGCUUUGAAAGAUUGCUCAAACACAAUACCCACUUUGGUCAAAUUACUAAUGAGAAUUUCAGAAAGCUGUACCGAUUAUGCACUUUCGAUCUUGUGUUCUGUAUGCAAACUCUCCCCUGAGGAGUGCUCCUUGAUAGCUGUGGAUGCAGGUCUAGCAGCGAAGCUCCUUCUUGUCAUCCAAAGUGGCUGCAGUCCUGUUCUUAAGCAGCGGGCAGCUGAGCUUUUGAAGCUUUGCAGUCUAAAUUAUUCGGAUACCAUCUUCAUUUCCAAAUGCAAGUUGACCAGAACGAUCCAAUGAAUGCAGAAAAUUAAUCAUCUCAUGCACAUUGCUGCCUGUAGUAGCUGAAGGUGAAAGUUUAAAGACUUGAAAGCCACAAUCGCAGACUAAAUUGAUCAGGAUUUUGCAGAAUGCAUUGGUGAGUUGAAAAACCUAGAUUGUGCAUGUAUUCGGUCGCCUAAUGUGGGAACCCAUAUAUUGCACUUAAACCGCCUCGCACAGCCAAAUUACUUGCUCAACCAAAGUUUUUUUAAUAAGCACCAGAAAGAGGAGGGGGUUGCAAAUGCAAGACCACACUCCUGAAAUGAUUUUAAUUUUUAAAGAUAUAAAGAUAGGGGUGCAAAUAGCUUGUAGCGAGUCUUGUCUACUGUGGUAUGGUAGUGGAGUUUUGGGACUGCAAUUGUAAUUGUCCAGCAGUUGCGUUGCUCCAUGAAUCUGUGAAGCUCUCUGAUUCGUAGGGAUUAAAGAUCAUUCAAUUUUCGGUUUCACAUGUAUAAGUUUUGUUUUGGGCUUACAGAGUGUAGAAUGUAGUUGAAACAGGGCUUGUUGGCCUUAUUAUACAUUCAAUGUGUAAAAUUAGUAGUAGCAAUGAGAGCACAUCUCCAUUUUCUUACAUGCUGGUUGUGUUUCUCUCUCUAAUCUAAUCUUUGAGAUGGUACAAUAAAAAAUGGUUCACGAUUUGAUGC
This is a messenger RNA of Sesamum indicum (sesame), 2294 nucleotides long. RefSeq names its product U-box domain-containing protein 30. The record is from RefSeq and is a predicted model, not a curated record. Gene Ontology annotation, molecular function: ubiquitin protein ligase activity. NCBI's taxonomy places the organism in Eukaryota, Viridiplantae, Streptophyta, Magnoliopsida, Lamiales, Pedaliaceae. Gene Ontology annotation, biological process: protein ubiquitination.